Molecule: messenger RNA, 6555 nt
Organism: Astyanax mexicanus (Mexican tetra)
Lineage: Eukaryota; Metazoa; Chordata; Actinopteri; Characiformes; Acestrorhamphidae
Gene: ttc39a
Product: tetratricopeptide repeat domain 39A
Exons: 21
Coding region: 135-1985 (616 amino acids)
Molecular function (GO): protein binding
Source: RefSeq, a predicted model, not a curated record
UGUGGAUCAGGAGCUCCAGCAGCACCCGGCCCGGCUCAGCUCUCUCUCCCACACCGACCUCCAGCACCUCCUGCCCGGAUCACCAGCUCCCCUCCAGCGCCCGGACCCCCGUCUGAACCCGCUUCCGGUCUGGAAUGAGCUUCUGGAGACGAAACAAGAAGAAUGAGACCAACAAGGACUCACUUGAAAAAGAAGAUGCACCAGACGGCUCCUCCUCCCCCAUAAAGUCCCCAAUCAUAGACAGUGAUGGGCUGGAUCCCGUCCUCACAGACUUCAGGCUGCAGUUGCCAGACAAUUCAGAUGACCUGAGAGAUUCUGGAUCCUCCACCUCGUCUGAAAAGUCUGACCUGUCGGUGGCUCUGGAGGACUGCAUGGAAGCGCUGGAUUUAUUCCUGAGAAACAACUUUGAGGAGGCUCUGUCCCGACUCAGGAGCAGGACUAAAGACAGCAUGUAUCACGCGCUCACGUACGCCACCAUUCUGGAAAUGCAGGCUAUGAUGACGUUUAAUCCAGAGGACAUCCUGGCAGCUGGAAACACCAUGAAAGAUGCUCAGGCUGUGUGUCAACGGCAUCGUAAGAAGUCUUCCUUCAACAGUAAAGGCUUUACAGAAGAGGAGCUACAUGCAGAAGUGUGUUAUGCUGAGUGUCUCCUCCAGAGGGCAGCACUGACCUUCCUACAGGAUGAAAACAUGAUCAGUUUUAUUAAGGGUGGAAUUAAAGUGAGGAACAGCUACCAGAUCUACAAGGAGCUUCACACAGUGCUGAAGUCUUCAGCUUAUGUUCAGGGUGAUAAUCACGGACACUUCGAGGGGGGAGUGAAGCUGGGAGUGGGAGCGUUUAAUCUGAUGCUUUCUCUGUUGCCCACCCGGACCCUGAGGCUGCUGGAGUUUGUGGGUUUUUCUGGUAAUAAGGAGUUUGGUCUCCUGCAGCUUCAGGAAGGUUGUGCUGAGCGUACAUUCAGAUCAUUUCUGUGUAACAUGCUGUUACUCUGCUACCACACGUUCAUGAGCUUCAUACUGGGAACGGGGGAAGGAGACGUGGAGGAUGCAGAGAAACUGCUGCAACCGUAUCUUAAGCGCUACCCUAAGGGAUCCAUCUUUCUGUUCUUCGCUGGUCGAAUAGAAGAAAUUAAAGGAAACCUGGAUGCUGCUAUUAAACGUUUUGAGGAGUGCUGUGAGGCACAGCAGGACUGGAAACAGUUUCAUCACAUGUGUUACUGGGAGCUGAUGUGGUGUUUUACCUAUAAGCAGCACUGGAAGAUGGCCUACUUCUACGCAGACCUGCUUAGCAAAGAAAAUGCCUGGUCUAAGGCCACGUACGCGUAUAUGAAAGCUGCCUACCUCAGCAUGCUGAGUCGAGAGGAAUGCCAGCCGUUUGCAGAGAGCGAGGUGGCAUUGUUCAGGCAGGUUCCCGGGCUGAAGCAGAAAAUUGCUGGGAAAUCUUUACCCACCGAGAAGUUCGCCAUCCGCAAAGCUCGACGCUAUAAUGUAGAAAAUGCUAUUCCCCUCCCAGCUCCUCCACUGGAGAUGAUGUAUAUCUGGAACGGGUACACGGUGAUCGGGAAGCAGAAGGAGCUGACUGAGGGAAUGCUAAAGACUCUGGAUGAAGCUCAGCAGAAACUCGAACAGCAUCCAAGAACAGAGUUCUCUAUAGAUGACCAGUGUGUGGUGAGUCUGCUGAAGGGUCUGUGCCUCAAACACUUGGGUCAUGCAGAAGAGGCUGAGCACUACUUCACUCUCGUCCUCUGCAAUGAGACUCAGAUCAAAUUUGACCACUACCUCGUGCCUAACGCUCUGCUGGAGCACGGCCUGCUGUGUCUGGAGCAGGGCAGGAGAGAGGAGGCCAUUAAACUGCUGGAGAUGGCAAAGCAAAACUACAAGAACUACUCCAUGGAGUCCCGCACGCAUUUCCGGAUCCAGGCAGCUCUGCAUAAAGCCCGAGCCUCGGAGCAGAACGGCAUGAACUGCUCGCCCUCCAGCCCCUAGCGGCCUGGGUCUCAGACUGGUCUGAGAGAGCACGGGGUUAACCCACGCCACACUCAGGCCUAACGAGGAGGAGACGGACCUCAGGAGGGCGGAGAACCAAACUAACACCACCAGAACUGCAGAGGGGAGCUGGACUGAGCUUCUGGCGAGGAAUGAAAGAACCCUGGUUUCAUUAGACACACAUUCACUCAUAACUCAUAACUCACUCAUACACCCAGGCACAGGGAAGCACAGGUGCAUGCUCACACAGUCAGGAGGAGAAACCCAGUAUCACCCAAUACAUCGUGCUGACGCAGAAACGUGUGUACUCUCUAAGCUUACAGCAGUGUCUUACUCUCUCUUACACACACUCUUACACACACUCACACACUCUUACACACAGUCACACACACAUCAGCCGGGUAUCUAUAACUCCUUUCAGCAGCAGCUUAGUCAUUCUUUGCCGUUUAUGCCCUCUGACCUCAUACACUGUGGCCAACAGCAGCAAACCGGCGAUACUCCACCAACAACAACAUUAAACAUGUCGAAACCGUUUUAACCGUCAUGCACAAGCUAUUAGACGCCAUUAUUUCGCAAGCAGAAGCAAAGUGAAACAGGUCAAGAAGGCCAGAAGGUCAUGCAAUAAAAGUGCGUAAGGAAAUGCCUGAGGCAAUACUGGUUACAUGCUGUUAUACACUUAUUGUCAAAAAAAAAAGUUGCAAAAAGGAAAGUAAUCAAUUGACCGACAGGAAUGAAACUUGGUGGGUAGUCGUGCCAGACAGUAAUUUAAUGCUUCAACAAGUCCCGCUUUUGCUUUGAUGUAGAUCACCCUUGGUCUUUCAUUGCAGGCACUUGACAUGACAAGGAACAUUUAAGGAUUAUAUUUUACAAGUAGUAACUCCUAACAUGAUCAGGAUGUAUCAUCAAGUAUAUUAAGGAAAACUGUUGUUGCUAAGUUGAAGCAACAACAGCUUCAGCCAGUAUUUUCUUAUUUGAACUGUGUGGAUUUUAGCCCAGUCCCAUUUCCACACCUCGGGUUGCCAGGUAUAGAACACCUGUUCUGCUGACCAGGUAACCACUGAGCUUCAGUAAGGUUUGUUAAUCAUAGCUAGUUCAUAUACAGUUCUGGAAAAAUGAUGAGUUUCUUUGAUUUCACCAAAUUGAAAACCUCUGGAAUAUAAUCAAGAGGAAGAUGGAUGAUCACAAGCCAUCAAACCACCAAACUGAACUGCUUGAAUUUUUGCACCAGGAGUAAAGCAGCAUAAAGUUAUCCAAAAGCAGUGUGUAAGACUGGUGGAGGAGGACAUGAUGCCAAGAUGCAUGAAAAAAAACACCAAAUAUUGAUUUCUGAACUCUUAAAACUUUAUGAAUAUGAACUUGUUUUCUUUGCUCUGCAUCUUUUGUGUUAUUUCAGCCAUUUCUCAUUUACUCCAAAUAAAAGCUCUAAAUGAGAAUAUUUUUAUUUGGAAUUUGGGAGAAAUGUUGUCUGUAGUUUAUAGAAUAAAACAACAAUGUUCAUUUUACUCAAACAUAAACCUAUAAAUAGCAAAAUCAGAGAAACUGACUCAGAAACUGAAGUGAUCUCUUCAUUUUUUCCAGAGCUGUAUAUGAAUAUACUUUCAGUAGCUUAGCAGAGAUGGGCAUUUUGCUUGUUCCUUUAAUUCAGUCCUGCAAUCAAUUGCCCUAACUUUUCUGAAUGCUCACACACACACACACACACACACACUCUAAUUAAAAAUGUGUAGGAUGCUAAUUGAUGCCCUAUCAACACUAUUACAGCACUUACUACUUAUUACUGUAAAAUCAACAGGAACUGCUUAAAUUUUAAAGCAGUAUGAGAUGGAUUAUUACUGGACACCAUAAGGCAUGUUACGUUAAACUAUUAAUAUUAAUAAUUACUAAGAGUUUAGACCCUAUAUCAGUCAGAUUUUUUUAUAUAAUCAUUUAUUGCUCCUGGUAACAGUUGUUCCUUUACAUUUUCCUUACAAACAGCAUUGAAAUCUUAACGCUUCCUUCUAUGUACAGGUAUUUUUGCAACUAUUUCUUUGACGAUAAGUGUAUAAAAGUGUAUAAAAUCUCCCAAUUCUCCCAGUGGCAGCUCUCAACCCUGAUUAACUAUGUAAAUGAUAUACGGGGAGUUUGCUAGCCGUUCCUUCUUUCUACUAUUUAUUCUCUGUGACAGCCUCGUGAAAUUGUCCCAUUUUAAGUGGACAGCUGAAUGUGUCUUUUAGAAAGGCAGUCUCCUUCAUGUGGACUUGAUCCAGAUAGUACUUGAGCUCAAACAAACAAGUCUUUCAGAUUGGAGCCGGGCAGGAGCCACGGCUGUCUGCUCCAGCCAGAGUGACGGAUACACUGACAACCGCUAUAGCCUUAUAUACUAAAACAAAGAGAAAUAACACUAAAAAAAGACUUGAACUAUUAUUAUUAUUAUUAUUAUAGUCAUAUUUUUUGUUGUUGGUAAAUUGAUGAAUGUUACUUUUAAUAGGGCGUUUAGAAGCCUUUAGAAGCCUUGAGCCUCGUAUCAGGUGAAGACAAUGAUGAUUUAUGAUCAUUAUAAGCCUCUUAAAUACAGUAAAUUCAGUUUCUGUGGGUUAGUUUACUGGACAGGGAAUUAACCUAAUCCAGGACUUUACAGCAUUAUAUAUGGAGAUUCCCUAUUGAUAUAUAUACUGUAUGUGUCAUUUCAGCUUUGCUAACACAUUGCAUUAUAUCAUACAUGUCCUGAUAAAAAAUAUAUAUUUUUGGGAUUCUCCUAAUAUUUGAUAACAAAAAUUAUUCAGACAAAAUGGGGAAAAAAUAAGUGAAAGCCAAAAGACAAAAUAAGUGAUACCAGAGAAUUGGUUUUAAGAUAUAGUGCCCUAUCUUACACUCUGUGCAAGGUGCGUUGUGAUGUUCAUCGCUAUCUUACACCAUGCAAAUAGUCUAAUUUAACAGUCCUUCUGAAUAUAUCUACACUGAUGGGCGUGGUGGUCUGGAAAUGAGGUGUGUUCAGGUAAAUUUCUGGAGUUUUGCUUGUUUAUCUUGGCAACAGAAAACACAGGUGCUCCACUGACUGAUUAGAUCCCUGACAACAGUCAACCAUCAGAUGUUCAUUGCUAUCUUGGCAACUCUAACAUCAACAAUAAACAUAAUAGUAAAUAAAAUAACAUUACUGUUCCCGUAAAUGAGCUGCUGGAGCUCCUUCACAGCGUCAACCAGCAGCUCAGUUUCCUCUGCUAGAAAGCAUUGGAUACUUCCAAAUGCAAAGUCAAAGCUCACCUGGAUCCUAAAGGUAAUGGCAAGUGAGACACUGAUUGGUUUAUUUUACAUUACACCCAUGAUUAAUUAAGAUAAAUAGUACAUUCCUAUUGUGCGUUUUGAGCUGUGCAAGGUAUACUUUUCCUGAGGUUACGAUAGCAAAGACACACUGACAUGCCCUUGAUCAAGCUGUAUGGUGCAAGGUUAAUGUCUCCCCUAUAGAGUGAUAAAAUCUAUAGGUCCCAUACUGUGCUUUUUUGGUAUGUUAAAAAUGUUCUUUGUUCAGUUCAUAUUUUAAACUGUAGUUUUGUCAAAUAUAUUAAGAAUAUCUAGUUUAUUCAAUGAUAAAAAGUGGCAAAUUUAAUUAAACUACAAAAAAAUAUAUGUUUUUGCCAAAUAUUGCAGUUUGUAAAGUAAUGUUUCUUUUCAGUGCAUCCCUAGAAAUUUGACAUUGUUCUCAUUUUGUUCAAGAAAUAUCAACAACAGGCAGAUUAUACAUAAUUUAUUAUAUAUUUUACAUCCCUGCAUUUAUUUAAAUAUUGCAUUGCAUAUUGCAGAACAAUAAAAUAUUGCAAUAUCAUUUUUUUGCCAAUAUCGUUAAGCUCUAACACUUAAUCCCUUUCCUAGAAAAAAAAAACCCUACUAUACCCUAAACCUAGUCAUAGGCUAUAUUUUUCUUUGAAUGGGAAAUCUCCAUUCAAAAUGCUGUGUUGUCCAGGAUUAGCCUUAAUCCCCUCUGGGAAACUGAUCCUAAAUGUUUUAUUUAGUAAACAGAAUCAGUAAUAAACAGUAAAUCUCAGCAGAUUUAGGCUUAUCUGUAGCGUUUUUUGUUUACAUUAGUUCAUAACUGGUUAAUAUUUUCUUUUCCCCAAGUACUUUUCCAUACUCUAUCCUCUAUAGAGCAAUGCUAGCACUUUACUUUACAGCCUGCUACAUCUUCUACAGUUGCACUACAGUUUGCACUACCAAAAAAUGAUCAUUUUUGGUUAUGUUUUGACUGACUGUUCUGCAACACGUGCAUUGCUGUGUUAUCAGGUUAACGAGUGUUAACGAGCUUUAGGGUAAAAUACUUAGUUUUAAUAUGAAGGAUUUCAAUGGGUGUACAUUCAUUUUCUCAGAGGUGGUGGAAAAACGAAUUUGUUGAAAAAAAAUAAUGAUUAAUAAAAGUGAAUAAAUGUAUAAAGUAUGAAUAAUUUUGAAUAAUGAGAUCUAUUUUUCCCUUAUCUGAAAUAAAUUUCCAAAGGGCUGUACAGCCGGGACUCUUCUGUGGUGUGUGGAUACUGUACAGACCAACAUUCCUAAGGAUUAUGAAUGUUUGUUUUGUAAUUUAAGAUUAAAUGACAUCAUUACCUUC